AUGACGACGGCUGUAAGCCGCAGCAUUGAUAAACAGAUUAAGGCUGACCAGAAGCGUAUGAAGAAAGAAGUCAAGCUAUUACUUCUUGGUGCUGGUGAAUCCGGAAAAUCAACUGUAUUGAAACAAAUGAGGCUUAUACAUGCCUCUGGAUUCAAAGACAGUGAAAGAGAAGGAUUCCGAGUUGUCGUAUUUCUCAACUUGUUUUCAACUGUACAAACCUUAAUAGAAGCAUUGGAAGUUUUGCAAUUAGAUAUUGCUGAUCCAUCUUUAAAGAAUUACAUACACUUGUUUUCUGAAACACCUUCAUUAGAAGAAAAUCAACCUUUUCCUGAAAUUUAUUAUGAGCCCUUGAAGCGGUUAUGGAAAGACCAAAAUAUUCAACAAGCCAUCUCAAAAGGAAACUUGUUCGCUUUGCAUGACAACAUUUCUUACUUUUUCGAAAAAUUGGAUGUGCUUUGGGAACCCGACUAUGUUCCUUCAGAUCAGGAUAUUAUUCGUUGUAGAGCAAAGACAACAGGCAUUGUCGAGACUACAUUUCAUCUUGGCCCACUUACGUAUCGUAUGUUUGAUGUGGGUGGACAAAGAAGUGAGCGAAAGAAAUGGAUUCAUUGCUUUGACAAUGUGACAGCCAUUUUGUUUGUCGUGGCCAUUAGUGGUUAUGAUCAAUGUUUGGUUGAAGAUAGAGAUUCGAAUCAGAUGCAUGAAGCACUUAUGUUGUUUGACACAACUUGUAACUCGCACUGGUUUGUAAAGACUUCCAUGAUUCUAUUGUUGAACAAGAUUGAUAUAUUUAAGAAUAAGAUUACGUAUUCUCCUAUUGCUAAAUAUUUUCCGGACUAUAAAGGUCAUGUUGAAAACUUUGAAACUGCCAAAAACUAUUUUAGAACACGGUUUGAGCGAUUGAAUCACAAGCCAAACAAGCGAGUCUAUGUUCAUUUUACAGAUGCCACAGACACAACAUUAUUGCAACAUGUCAUGAUGGCUGUUUCUGAUAUCAUUUUGAAUGAUAAUUUAAGCAGCAUUAUGUUGUAA
Messenger RNA from Gilbertella persicaria, 1032 nucleotides. Its product is annotated as guanine nucleotide binding protein, alpha subunit. Lineage: Eukaryota; Fungi; Mucoromycota; Mucoromycetes; Mucorales; Choanephoraceae. Gene Ontology annotation, cellular component: heterotrimeric G-protein complex. Gene Ontology annotation, biological process: G protein-coupled receptor signaling pathway. The record is from RefSeq and is a predicted model, not a curated record. The transcript has 6 exons. Gene Ontology annotation, molecular function: G protein-coupled receptor binding; GTPase activity; GTP binding. Bases 1 to 1032 code for a protein of 343 amino acids.